AUGAAGAGAAAGGAGCUGAUGAUCAUGCACGGCAUUUUGAUUCUUGGUUGGUUCAUAGCCUCUGCAGCCGCCGGACGCAUCACGCCACAGGAAAAGGCGGAGUCCGUGACGCCGAUCCCGACACUGUCGCCACCGGAAGGCAACAUGACGUUCAUCGACGGGGUGACAUGGUGCGUGGCCCGGCCGGGCGCCACCCAGGAGGACCUCCAGAACGCGCUGGACUGGGCGUGCGGCCCCGGCGGCGCCGACUGCUCCCAGCUGCAGCCGGGCGGCCGGUGCUACCAGCCGAACACGCUCCUCACCCACGCCUCCUACGCCUUCAACAUCUUCUACCAGCAGAACGGCAACUCCGACAUCGCUUGCAACUUCGGCGGCGCCGGAGCCCUCGUCAAGCGGGACCCAAGUUUCGGAUCGUGCAAGUUCUUGGCAUCUGAGACUUCUGCAGCAGCUUCGUCAGCGAUGCUGGGAAGAAGGGUGUGGAUAGCCAUGGUCGCUCUGAUCUCACUCCGGCUGAGAGUUUAG
Molecule: messenger RNA, 522 nt
Organism: Miscanthus lutarioriparius
Lineage: Eukaryota; Viridiplantae; Streptophyta; Magnoliopsida; Poales; Poaceae
Source: the annotation of a GenBank genome assembly